AUGUUUCGAUCAUCGUUACGGUCUGUGUCAGACCCUCUUCGUGAUCAUGUCUGUUUUUCCUGUUUAGCAAUCCGCCUGGAAGGCCAGGUUCAGACUCGCGCCUUUCGCACCACUCGUUUGUCGCGCGCAGAAGCCGGUAACGAAGACUCAGGAGCCACGCCCGAUGAAUUACCUGCUGGAGGUGUUCCGCCAUUACACAAGAAGCCGAAAACGCGGCCGGCAUCGAGAGAAGCAGAAACAACGAAAUGGAGCCCUCGCACAGAUCACGCAGCAAAAGGCAAGCCUAAACACUUGCGAAAAUCUGUUGUAGACAAAAUCCGGGCGAUUCGUUCUGAUCAUGACCGAGUAAAGGCCAGGGAACCGGGUAGCAAACUCAAGAAAAAGGGUGUUGAAAACAACUUGAAAAACAUUAUUCAUCAAAUUAAAACACCUCGGGAUUCACAGCGUAUGGAUCAGAAAUAUAGUGUAUUCCCGCCACUUCCUGGAAUAUUCACGUCUUCGGCAGCAGGCCGACGACGCGACAAGCUGUAUCUGGCACGGCAAAACUUCAAAGAGCUCGACGUGCCGACGCAACCGGUACCAAAUUUGGCUUAUGGCCUACAGAGAGUUCUUUUCAAUCCUGGAGUCUACCACCUUCGUGAUCCUCGGUCUCGUGUCUUCAAUUUCGAUCCGUACUUGGGUUCCAUCAUGCCUGUUACCGAAUUCGAUUUCGCAGCCUUGAAAGACUAUAUCACGUCAUCCCAAGACGAAAUAUUGCGAAACGAGGCGAUAAAAAGUAACAAGAAAUAUAUAGGAUCGUCUUCAAGCAUGACAAGCGUUUUGUCACACUUCCAUUACCUGCUGUCAGCGUGGCGCCCUAUCAGAACGGAUGUGCUCUCUCGAGGAUUCGAUGAUAAUGCAAAGAACUACACACGUAUAAUGCGAGCGCCUGCUGCCAUGAUUUUACGGUACAAGGAUGGUGUCUAUGCAAUAGAUGCCGAUAAAGAAUUCGAUUCGGCCAACAUCCUGAUGAACUUAGGUAAAUCGAUGGAGAAGCUUCUCACCUUACCGAAAGAUGAGUUCGAGCGCUACCGGAGAUCCCACCAGAAUAAGAUCACACCUGAGGAAGAGGCGUCUUUACCGGAAUCUUACCACUAUUCAACCAUGGGAGAUUUCUUGAUGAGGUCUCAACUCGAUGCCCAUGACCCACGCCUUCCUGGUACCGGAAUGUUUGAUCUGAAGACACGCGCAGUCAUAUCUAUUAGAAUGGAUGCGCGCAACUUUGAGGCUGGCCUGGGAUAUCAGAUCAAAUCACGCUUUGGCAAGUACGAGUCGUAUGAACGUGAGUAUUUUGAUAUGAUUCGCGCGGCUUUCCUCAAGUAUUCACUUCAGGUCCGUAUUGGGCGCAUGGACGGGAUUUUUGUGGCGUUCCACAACAUUGAACGAAUUUUCGGCUUCCAGUACAUUAGUUUGCCGGAAAUGGAUAAAGCGAUACAUGGUCAAACGGACACGGCGCUGGGUGACGGUGAAUUCCGUCUAAGCCUUCAGCUCUGGAACAAAGUACUUAACAGGGCUACUGAAAAAUACCCUGGAAAGUCUCUCCGGUUCCACUUUGAGACCAGAGACACCGCGAUGCCAUUCAUGUACAUCUUCUACGAGCCCGUCACCGACGAAGAAAUCGAAGCCAUCCAAACUAGGAACAAGGCAGAAAUCGACGCCUACCAGCAACGGAUCCUAAAAUACGCCCCCGAUGCAAAUGGUCAAGACCCUUCUCAGGAGGAUCAAGAAUCCGAAGCUGUCGCUGCUGAAAAUGAAGCCGCUGAAGACUCCCAAGAGCCCGAAGUUGCCGCCGCUAAAGAUGAAGCCAUUGAGGACACCACGCCAAAGCCAGAAGAACUAGGAAACACAGAAGCCUCUUCGAAAACCGAUAACCGCGAGCUUUCCGGCAUGGUACUCAUGACACUAAACCGUGUGAAUGGCCGCCCUGUUGGCCGUCCCUACGAUAUCACCGAAAAUGACAGCUGGAGCGUUGAAUACGAGUUAACUGAUUUGGAAGGUCCAAAAGUUAGAAGUUUCUACAAUGCCUGCCAGCACCGUCGUAAGACCCUUCUUGAAGGAAAGGACGACUUUUCGGGCGAGACGGCGUACCUAAAGAAAUUGAGGCGGCUUGCAUAUGAGGGCCGAAAACUUCGCAAAGCGCAGGAUAAAGAUGACAAGAAGCAUGGGGUCACUGUUUUGGACGGUGUGGAGCAUUGA
Aspergillus puulaauensis is the source of this 2235-nucleotide messenger RNA. Its product is annotated as Pet127 family protein. Gene Ontology annotation, cellular component: mitochondrion; mitochondrial envelope. The transcript has 4 exons. NCBI's taxonomy places the organism in Eukaryota, Fungi, Ascomycota, Eurotiomycetes, Eurotiales, Aspergillaceae. Gene Ontology annotation, biological process: mitochondrial RNA 5'-end processing. The record is from RefSeq and is a predicted model, not a curated record. The coding region runs from base 1 to 2235 and encodes 744 amino acids.